This is a messenger RNA of Momordica charantia (bitter melon), 1116 nucleotides long. RefSeq lists its product as uncharacterized. Lineage: Eukaryota; Viridiplantae; Streptophyta; Magnoliopsida; Cucurbitales; Cucurbitaceae. The record is from RefSeq and is a predicted model, not a curated record.
CACGCUAUCAACAAGAAAUAUCUCUUUACGCCUCUCUCUCUCUCUCUCUCUCUCGUGCUGCCUCUGAUUCAUAUGGGCAGGUCUUUAAGUGGCCUUCCCCACUGUUUCCCAUAUCCCCAAUCCUUCUUAUUCCUCUUUUCGAUUUCAAUGUUCAUUUAAAUCCCCUCUUCAGAUCAUUUCUUAUGCCUCUGAAAUCUUUCCCUUCUUCAACAGCACCACCCACAUGAAUCUUUCUCUGUUCUUCUGAGUUUCUUUUGCUUCUUUCACAGAUUGAAGCUAAUGGGUCCUCUCCCAUGAUUCGUAUGGGCUUCGCUUCUUGUCAGUGGUCGUUUGUUGCGUGAUUUUUCUUUUUCCAUUCUUGGAGUUGUUGAAGAGGAUGGGUAGAGGGCGAGGAAAGGGGAGGAAGUUGAGCGUCACGAAUCAUGAUGAUGCUGGGAGUGGUGAGGAGGAGAAGAUUCCCGCGCAAAAGCGGAGGGGAAGGCCACAGAAGCCAUUGAAGGAUGAGAUUGACGAGGAAGAAGGUGAGAAUAAGAUAGAAGACGACGACGGAGAGAACCUGAAAGGCGGGGACAUCAUCAGCAAUAAGGAGAUGAAAAGCCCUGCUGCAGCAGAGAAUGGGAAAAGGAGGAGGAGAAACUCACAGGCGAAAGAAAAGCUCGACUCGGUCAAAGAGGAAAACGGGGAUGGAACGCGAUCAAGCACCGAUGAAUCAACCAGAUCAAAUGGAUUCCGCCACAAUGGAAGCAGGCGAAAAAGCAAGCCCCGUCGAGCUGCAGAAGCGGGCGUCAACUGCAAGUGAAACCAACUUGAAAAGAAUAUGGUUCUCUCACAGAAGGAGCAGAUAAAAUUUUUCAAGGUAGAAAAAUGAGGCAUAGUGAUCUUCUAGAUUACCAUAUUUUUCUGUUUCUCAAUCUCUCAUCUCUAUAACUAUUUCCAUCACCAUUCCUUUUCUUAUUCCAAAAAAAGGAGAAAAAAAAAUUUGUUGAAUUGAAUUGAGGAUUCACUCUGCUGGUUUUAGUAUUCUUUCUCUCUACUUCCACAUUUUGGAUUUUUUUGACAGUCAUCUCUUUGUUCCAUUACAAUAGAAUCUAACUAAGAAUCAAUAUUUUUUUCCUU